UUUCGGAAAUGUUUGAAAAGCCCAAAAGCCAGCCCAGUGAAAGCACACGUCACCCUCUCACUCUUCUCUCUCUCUCUCUCUCUCUCUCUCUCUCUCUCUCUCUCUCUCUCUCCCCGAAGAUUUCAGAAAAGGCCCGGCGACCCGGGUUUUUCCACCUUCACGAAAAAGCUUCGCCGCCACCUCCUCUACAAAACCCACCCCACCACCGGCCCGGAACACCACCACAGAAGGCUGCAGAACGAUCGAAAACAGGCGGAGUCGCGCCACCGUUGCCGCCGGUGUCGAGUUUGUUUCCGGCCAAUUUCGGUCACCUCUGUCCGCGAUCUAUCUUGCAAAAGGUUUUGAUUAAAAUGAAUGCCUGUUUCCACUGAGGACGUUAGUUGGAUUGAUUUGGAUUUGGAUUUGGAGAUCAUAAAUCUGAAUCUUGUGGUUGGACUCAAAUCUUAACAAGAGGAUUUGCAUUUGCCCAAGAAUUUGAAUUCCUAAAUUAAAUUAGGAAUUUUACAUGUAAAACCUCUUUCUCUCUCUCUCUCUCUCUCUCUCUCUCUCCCCACCACUGAUUGUGUUUUGUUGCAAAUUGUAACAGUUGUGUGUAUUGAAUACCUGGAUACAUAAUCAUAGAAGAAUUGUCAGAAGGAUUCUUGGAUUGCAAUGGCAGCUUCUGCAAAGACUCUAACUGCUGAAAGCCAUACUUUAAAUGGAGACUGGACAGUUGUUUCAUCUCGUCGUGGAAGACAAAGAAGAAAUCCUCCAAAAAUUACAAUUCGAGUACAGAAGCAACCAUCGCAUUGGGCUCCAACUGAUCUCGAAAUCAAUUUUGCCCGAGAAUCAAAAUUGAUGCAGAAGAUGCAGAUCUGUAUGAAGAAAUUGGAGAUGUCUCAAUUCUUUCUUAAUUUACUGGAUGAAAUCCAAACUCCAGAAAUGAUGAAUUACUUCCAUAGGGUUUUGAGCUCGGAGUUGAAGAUGAAGAUGGUUAUAUAUGGCAUAGGCAGCAUCGAAUCGUAUGAAUCCCCUCGGUUGCAGUUGAGCCUUGCCAUCUUGCUGAAGAGAAAGUUCAAUUGGAUUGGAGAUAUAGAGGUCUUUGAUCCCAUUCUUUCUGCCACAGAAUCUCGAGUUUUGGAAGCUCUCGAAUGCUGUGUGUUAUCAAUAAAUGAACAAGGUCGACGUCAGGCUGAGAAACCUACAAUGUUCUUCAUGCCACAUUGCGAGGCAGAGCUAUAUGAUAAUCUUCUACAAGCAAAUUGGGAAGCACGGCUUUUGAAUUGUACAGUAUUGUUUGGGAAUAGCUUUGAGACAUAUGAGCAGCAUCUAUCAGAGUAUAAAAACUCAGCUAUUGUUGAUUCGACAAGGCAUAUCUUAGCUGUUCGAAAAUUCACAGAUGAGUUUAGGAUUAAGACAAUUUCAGAUACUUAUUUCAGUGCCUUUCAUGAUUCGAGUUGGCAUUUUUUCAGGCCUGUCCUUGAGACAGAGCUGCAGUUGAGCUAUUUGUAAUUGUGAGUUGUUGAGAAAUUUCGUGAUGAUUGAAACGUAUUAUCACUUUUAGUACCCCAUGUCCUAUUGCAAAAGUUUCAAGUGUUGGUAUUAUCAGUGCCUUUCAGAAAUUUCCUGAUGUUUCAAGUGUUGGUAUUAUUGAUUCCUAUUAACCAAAAGCCAUAGGAUCAAAACCCACAGAAAGCCAAGAAUGUUACAACAAUGAAAAACAAGCUACAAGAAAAACAAGACAGAGCAUUAAAAGGAUCGGAGGGGGUGGGGAAGGUGAUGAACAAAAAAAUAUACAGAGACAGACCCAAUACUAAAGUCUCUAAUUAAGGCCAAACUGAGUCGACAGAAACCCUAGACUCUAGCUGCUGCAGAAGAUCUUCCACAGCUACCAUCACCUCAUUUUCUUGUGCUUGGCCAUUGCAUUUGUAGUUGCUUCCAUUUCUGGUCAGUGGGUUUAUGGCAGUAGAAGAAUUAGAA
Molecule: messenger RNA, 1959 nt
Organism: Prunus persica (peach)
Lineage: Eukaryota; Viridiplantae; Streptophyta; Magnoliopsida; Rosales; Rosaceae
Product: protein SENSITIVITY TO RED LIGHT REDUCED 1
Exons: 2
Coding region: 652-1491 (279 amino acids)
Biological process (GO): microtubule-based process
Cellular component (GO): cytoplasm; nucleus
Source: RefSeq, a predicted model, not a curated record